This is a messenger RNA of Parnassius apollo (apollo), 345 nucleotides long. Lineage: Eukaryota; Metazoa; Arthropoda; Insecta; Lepidoptera; Papilionidae. The record is from the annotation of a GenBank genome assembly.
AUGAUUGAUGGCCAAAAUCGGCCAGGCCGCCCACGUAAGUUAUUUGGAGAUUCAAGUGAAAGAACAAAAAGGAGGAAAACUGAGGAGAUUCGGUCUAUUGUAGAAGAAGAUGUGAUCGUUCAUGCUGCUCAGAUUGAGUUGCGCAAAAGUGGAAAACGAAAUGCUUCCUAUAUAUUAAAAGAAAUCACCAGUACUAGUCCGACACGUGCAACAAAAUAUAAGAAGGCAUUUUCUGAAACAAGAAAAGAUGAGACUUGCCCUCUUACACCAUUGCAAGCAUUGGCAAUGUUUGUAGAAGCUGAUUUAACUUCUCGACAGUACGAAAUAAUUAGAUAUACCAACUAA